Meriones unguiculatus (Mongolian gerbil) is the source of this 4849-nucleotide messenger RNA. It is a transcript of the gene Znf7, whose product is annotated as zinc finger protein 7. NCBI's taxonomy places the organism in Eukaryota, Metazoa, Chordata, Mammalia, Rodentia, Muridae. Gene Ontology annotation, biological process: regulation of transcription by RNA polymerase II. The transcript is spliced from 5 exons. The record is from RefSeq and is a predicted model, not a curated record. The coding region runs from base 474 to 2483 and encodes 669 amino acids. Gene Ontology annotation, molecular function: DNA-binding transcription factor activity; RNA polymerase II cis-regulatory region sequence-specific DNA binding.
CAGCUACUCUUUCCCGCUCCGGGCUCCCAGUUCCCGGCUCUACACGCCUGGCCCUGCCUCCUAGACCCCGGGGGGCGGGGCUGGGGAACCUUAAGAUGCUCUGGCCCGCGAGCGGAUCUGGACGGGCGGAAGUCGGCCGGGUGGGACGCGGAGGGGUGGGCGUGCGAAGCCGUUUCCGGUGGCUCGCUCGUUGGCGGGUCCCUGACGCGCCCAGGCUGGGUGAGUCGGCGCAGUUGCUUUUCUUGUCAGGGCGAGGGGCGCCCGCCUCUCCCCUAGAAGAGAUGGAAGGCGCGGGCGGCUCCGUGCUGUUGUGAGUGCCUGGCGGGGGACUUGGUCCCAGCGGAUUCGAGGCGAAUAGUCCGAGAACCACAGCUCUUCCUAGCCUGCUCCCGAGCUCCAGUGUUGGGCCUGAGUAAGGCUGCUUCCCUCCAGGUGUCUGAGUCAAGACAAGUGGACCACACCCUCAAGAUCUCAUGGAGGCGGUGACAUUUGGCGAUGUGGCUGUGCACUUCUCUCAAGAGGAGUGGCAAUGUCUGGAUUCUGGUCAGAGGGCCCUCUACAGGGAGGUGAUGCUGGAGAACCACAGCAGUGUGGCUGGACUAGCAGGAUUCCUGGUCUUUAAGCCUGAACUGAUCUCCCGGCUGGAGCAAGGACAAGAGCCAUGGGUCCUUGACCUACAGGGAGCAGAAGGGACAGAGGCACCAUGGAUUUGCCAGACAGAUUCUGCUAUUGGAACUGAUCACAAGCAGACCUGUGAGUACAUGGACCUUCUCAAAAGGCAGAUUCCUGACUUUGGAGACAAUCUGGAUUCUAAGGUCUUGUCAGAGAAUUUUCCAAGCAGCCUUGGACUAAGAGUGAGUGGCUCACUCUUCCAGAAGCACCAUUUGAAUAAUGAGACUGUGGCUCCCAAGAACUUCACUGAGGACACUCUUCAGGAGUGCAAGGAGCUUCAGGCCACUGCUCUGAGUUAUCAGCCUGAUGAGCAGAGUGUGAAGUGGACAUCAGAGAACUGUGAAGUGUGUGGCAGAGUAUUUAGAUCACCUUUGAACCUGGGUCCAUGUCUGGAAGUCAAUGUGCGGGAAAAACCAUACAGAUGUCAGGCGUGCCAAAACACACUUUCUGACUGCUCACAGGAGAAAUACACAAGUCGCUGCCAUGGGAAGAAGCCUUAUGAAUGUGAGGAGUGUGGGAAGGGCUUCAGGCUGUGUUCACAGCUCAGUCAGCACCAGAGAAUCCACACUGGAGAGAAACCAUUCAAAUGUGAUGAUUGUGGGAAAGCUUUUCGUCUGAGCUCAAAACUUAUUCAGCAUCAAAGAAUUCAUACCGGAGAGAAGCCUUACAGGUGUGAGGAGUGUGGGAAAACCUUUGGUCAGAGCUCAAGCCUCAUCCAUCACCAGAGAAUCCACACAGGAGAAAGGCCAUACAGUUGUCAAGAGUGCGGGAAAGCCUUCAGCCAGCAGUCACAGCUGGUCAGACAUCAGAGGACUCACACCGGAGAGAGGCCCUACCUCUGCCAGGAGUGUGGCAAGGCCUUCACGCAGAGCUCAACUCUAGCCCAGCAUCAAAGGAUGCAUGCUGAGGAGAAAUCUCAAAUGCCAAGAGCUUCAGAGAACCCAAGCCUUACUGCUCACCAGGGAAAUAACACUGCAGAGAGGCCAUUCAAGUGCAAGGAGUGUGGGAAAGCUUUCAGGUGGGUCUCUCGCCUGAGUCAGCACCGGCUGACCCAUACCGGGGAGAAACCUUACAAAUGCAACAAGUGCACGAAAGCCUUUGGCUGUAGCUCGCGACUGAUUCGCCACCAGAGAACUCACACGGGAGAAAAACCGUUCAAAUGCGAUGAGUGUGGGAAGGGCUUCGUCCAGGGCUCGCACCUCAUUCAGCAUCAGCGGAUCCACACGGGAGAGAAGCCCUACGCGUGCACCGAAUGUGGGAAGGCCUUCAGCCAGAGCUCCAGCCUCAUUUACCACCAGCGGAUCCACAAGGGGGAGAAGCCCUACAAGUGCAGCCAGUGUGGGAAGGCCUUCAGCAUGAGCACGCAGCUCACCAUCCACCAGAGGGUGCACACUGGCGAGAGGCCCUACCAGUGCAGCGAGUGCGGGAAAGCCUUCAGUCAGAACUCCACCCUUUUCCAGCACCAGAUCAUUCACGCCGGAGUCAAGCCCUAUGAGUGCAGUGAGUGUGGAAAGGCCUUCAGCCGGAGCUCGUACCUUAUUGAACACCAGAGAAUACACACGAGGGCCCAGUGGUACUGUGAAUUUGAAAACACCACUGAAAGUUCCACCACCUUGAACCACAAGAAAGUGAACCCUGUGAAGAAAUUGCACCAGUGUGAUGACUGUGAGAAGAUAUUCAGGUGGCGUUCACAUCUGAUUAUACACCAGAGGGUUCACACGGGAGAGAAGCCUUACAAAUGCAACGCUUGCGGCAAAGCCUUUAACCGGAGCUCAAGGCUCACUCAGCACCAAAAAACCCACAUGGGAUAAAUCACUUACCUAGAUGUCCCAGUUGUUUCUCUACUGCUGCGAUGACACCAUGCCCAAGGCAACUUGUGAAAGUUUCUUUGGGGCUUAGAGUCUUAGAGAGCAUUCACGGCAUCAUGGCGAGGGGCGUGGCGGCAGGCAGGGAGACAUGGUGUUAGACAGUAGCUGAGAGCUCACAUCCGAGGACAGCCAGUUACUAGGCAGAGAGAACUAACUGGAAAUGCCAAGAGUCUGUAAAACCUUAAAAGCUUGUGCUGGAGAGAUGGCUCAGAGGUUAAGAGCACUGGCUGCUCUUCCAGAGGUCAUGAGUUCAAUUCCUGGCAACCACAUGGUGGCUCCCAACCAUCUAUAGUGAGAUCUGGGGCCCUCUUCUGACAUGCAGGUAUACACUGACAUGCAGACAGAACAUUGUAUACAUAAUAAAAAUAAAUUAAAACAAGAAAAAAUUUAAAAAAAUCUUAAAAGCUCAUCCUGUGACACACCUUCUUCAAGGCUAUCCCUCCUAAUAAUUCCCAAACAAUUCCACUAACUGAGGACCAAGUACUCACACACAUGAGCCCAUGCAGAUUAUUCUGUAUACAUAAGCCAGAAGCCUUAUUUUAUUGGGGUAAUUUAUGCUAACAGGAACUUGAGAAUGCUAGAAAAGAUUGACUUGUUCUUAAAGAAUAUUCUACUUAUGAAAAUAUUUUGUUUCUGGAAUGUUUGACAUUUAUCCAUUAAAUAAAGUAUGUGUCAAGGCAUAGUCUAUGCUUUGAACUCAUAGGGUGGGUUUCUGUCCUACAGAUGAGAAACUGGUAUCAGGAAAGCCUUGUGAGCCCUAAGCAACAGCUUAAGUGAAGCCACCAAAUCCAGGCCUGCUAGUACGUACUUGCAAUCCCGGAACUCCGACAGAUGCAGAAACUCAUCUAGACUGUGUCUAAAAAGUCAAAAAAAUAAAUAAAAGUCAGGUGCAUGUUUUUAAUUCCAGCACUUGGGAGGCAGAGACAAAAAACAAAAAAGAAAAAAAACCUGGAGACAUAGCUGUGUAGGAUUUAAUCCUAAGAGCAUCUUUUCUGUUGGUCCAUUUCAGAACUAGAGACUUCUGUUUAAUAGUGCUAAUCUCUUUAGCAAUUACUGCCUCUUCAUCACAUGACUGACUGCACUCAGGAAAAGAGCUCCCUCACGCUCUUUUCUUCUCCAAACUACAUUUUUCAUUUCUAUCUGCCCAGCUUUUUGCUUAAAAUUUUUUUUUUUAUUGUAGGUUCCCAUAAGAGUAAUUAAUAGGGCUGGAGAGAUGGCUCAGCAGUUAAGAGCACUGCUUCCUCCUCCAGAGGUCCUGAGUUCAAUUCCCAGCAACCACAUGGUGGCUCACACCCAUCUGUAAUAUGAUCUAAUGCCCUCUUCUGGUGUGCAGGUGUGCAUGAAGAUAGAGCACCCAUGUACAUUUAACUAAAUAAAUGAACAAAUAAAAAUUUAAAAAGUAAUAAUAGCCAUGCCACAGGCUCAACACUAUGCUGUCUUGAAAAUUCCUCCAACCAAAAAAUUAAUCCAUUACUUAAAAAUUGUGUGAAGCCAGGCACAGUGGCACAUGUCUGUAAUCCCAGCACUCUGGGAGGUUGAGGCAGGCUGAUCUCUAUGAGUUCAAAGCCAGCCUGGUCUACAAAGUGAGUCCAGGGCAGCCAAGGCUGCACAGAAAAAGCCUCCCUUGAAAAACAGAAACGGGCUGGAGAGAUGGCUCAGAGGUUAAGAACUCUGGCUGUUCUUCCAAAGGUCCUGAGUUCAAUUCGCAGCAACCACCUGGUGGCUCAUCUCAUCUAUAGUGAGAUCUGGUGCCCUCUUCUGGCCUGCAGGCACACAUGUAGGCAGAAUGCUGUGUAAGUAGUAAAUAAAAUAGAAAAAUAAAAACAAAGAAGUUCAAGAUCUCUAGAACCUGAGAGUAAAUGGUACACUUGUUUUGAAGUAUAUUUUUGGCAAAUGAAGUUAGCAGAAUGCUUACAAGAAAGUGGAAGGCAGUGGUGGUGUGGUGCCUGCCUUUAAUCCCAGCACUUGGGAAGCUGAGGCAGGCGGAUAUCUGAGUUCAAGGUCAGCCUGGUUUAGGGCUAUCCAAAGAAACCCUGUCUCUAAAUAAAUAAAGAAAAAAAAAGUGGAGACAGAUCAGAGUGCUACACAGAGAAACCCUGUCUCAAAUAAAUAAACAAAUGAAAGAAAAAGUGGAGACAGAUUAGAGUGGAUUGGACAGAUUAGCUAAGGAAUGCCAAGGAUGUUUGGCUACAAGCACCUGCUGGAAGAGGUAGAAGAAUGUUCUCAUCAAUCCUUAUAGCUUCUGGAACCAUUACACUUUUGUUAUGUCAACAAAUGUAUAAUAAAUAUUUUGUUUUGGCUGCUUAGGA